Molecule: messenger RNA, 3553 nt
Organism: Nannospalax galili (Upper Galilee mountains blind mole rat)
Lineage: Eukaryota; Metazoa; Chordata; Mammalia; Rodentia; Spalacidae
Gene: Acvrl1
Product: activin A receptor like type 1
Exons: 11
Coding region: 349-1863 (504 amino acids)
Biological process (GO): heart development; transforming growth factor beta receptor signaling pathway; angiogenesis
Cellular component (GO): BMP receptor complex; plasma membrane
Molecular function (GO): transforming growth factor beta receptor activity, type I; SMAD binding; ATP binding
Source: RefSeq, a predicted model, not a curated record
CUGGAGCCUGGAGGCAGAAGGAUUUGGGCCAACUGGGGAGUCUUAGAGGGUGGAGCCAACAUUUGACCAGACCCUCCCAGCCCCAAACUGCAUUCACUGAUCUGCACCGCCUGCACGGAGAAUCUCCCCUGAGCCCCUUCCCAGUCCCGGGAGGCCGCUGCGCCAGCCACGCCGAUCGAGCCCUUCCCGGGCUGCACCCGGACCAGGCUCCCUGCCCCAGGCCGGCUCUAGCUGUGACACCGCGGCCGCCCCCGGGAGGAGAGGCGGCCAGCCUGCUGCACGCAGGGGUCCUGCCAAGCGCCCGAAGAUCUCACAGAACCUCCUCUCCUCCUCCUGUCUCCAGAGAACAUGAACUUUGGGGCCCCCAGGAGGAACCUUCUGAUGCUGCUGAUGGCCUUGGGCCUGACCCAGGGAGACUCGAUGAAGCCCUCUCGGGGUCAGCUGGUGACAUGCACAUGUGAGAACCCACACUGUAAGGGGCCUACCUGCCAGGGGGUAUGGUGCACAGUGGUGCUGGUACGUGAAGAAGGCAGACACCCCCAGGAACAUCGGGGCUGCGGGAGCCUGAACCAGGAGCUCUGCUGGGGGCACUCCACAGAGUUUGUCAACCAUUACUGCUGCUAUAGUAACUUCUGCAACCACAAUGUGACCCUGGUGCUGAAGGCCACCCAAACUCCUCCAGAAGAGCCGGGAAUAGAUGGCCAGCUGCCUCUGAUCCUGGGCCCAGUGCUGGCUUUACUGGUUCUGGUGGCCUUGGGCACUCUGGGCCUAUGGCAUGUCCGGCGGAGGCAGGAGAAGCAGCGGGGUCUGCACAGUGACCUGGGCGAGCCCAGCCUCAUCCUGAAGGCAUCCGAUCAGGGGGACAGCAUGUUAGGGGACUUCCUGGACAGCGACUGUACCACAGGCAGUGGCUCAGGGCUCCCCUUCCUGGUGCAGAGGACUGUAGCACGGCAGGUUGCCCUGGUGGAGUGUGUGGGAAAGGGCCGCUAUGGUGAGGUAUGGCGUGGCUCGUGGCACGGUGAGAGUGUGGCAGUCAAGAUCUUCUCCUCGCGAGAUGAACAGUCCUGGUUCCGGGAGACAGAGAUCUACAACACAGUACUGCUUAGACACGACAACAUCCUAGGUUUCAUCGCCUCAGACAUGACCUCGCGCAACUCGAGCACACAGCUGUGGCUCAUCACCCACUACCACGAGCACGGCUCCCUCUAUGACUUUCUGCAGAGGCAGACGCUGGAGCCCCAGCUGGCCCUCAGGUUAGCGGUGUCCGCGGCCUGCGGCCUAGCGCACCUGCACGUGGAGAUCUUUGGCACGCAGGGCAAACCAGCCAUCGCCCACCGUGACCUCAAGAGUCGCAAUGUGCUUGUCAAGAGCAACCUGGAGUGCUGCAUUGCUGACCUGGGAUUGGCAGUGAUGCAUUCCCAGGGUAGUGAUUACCUGGACAUUGGCAACAACCCCAGAGUGGGCACCAAGCGGUACAUGGCACCCGAGGUGCUGGAUGAGCAGAUUCGCACCGACUGCUUCGAGUCGUACAAGUGGACUGACAUUUGGGCCUUUGGCCUGGUGCUGUGGGAGAUUGCCCGGAGGACCAUCAUCAAUGGCAUUGUGGAGGACUACAGGCCACCCUUCUAUGACAUGGUGCCCAAUGACCCCAGCUUUGAAGACAUGAAGAAGGUUGUAUGCGUUGACCAGCAGACCCCUACCAUCCCUAACCGGCUGGCUGCAGACCCAGUCCUCUCUGGCCUGGCUCAGAUGAUGCGGGAGUGCUGGUACCCCAACCCGUCAGCCCGUCUCACUGCUCUACGCAUCAAGAAGACACUCCAGAAGCUCAGCCAGGAUCCAGAGAAGCCCAAAGUGACCCACUAGCCCAGGGUCACUGGACUUCCUCUGCCUGAAGUGUGUGAUGGAGCAGAAGAUGUAUUGGGUAGAGGUAGUAUGAGUGUGCAUGCUAUGGAGGGGGUGUCCCCUCUGUGUGCCUGCCCAGCUUGGCCCCCAGCCCAUUCAGCCAAAAAUACAGCUGGGCUGAAAUCCAAUCUGCGGCUGUCUGGCCUGCUGAAAGUAGCCGGCUCCCUGACGCCUGGCUGGUUCUCCAUCUCGAAGGCCAGCAGGACACACCCCCUACCACUCCCAGGCAGGAUGCUGCAGAGGCUCUAAGCCAGGGUGGCCAAUCCAGGGAAUUCCAGUCCUGGGCUUGCACUCUUCCCUGCCCUUAAAUCAACCCUGCUACCCUAGCACUCUACCAGGAUGGCACAGAGCCCUGUCCAGUUUCAGAAGACGCUCAGUUUUGCCAGCCUCAGUCAAAGAUACCCAGGGCUUCUCAGUGUCUCUUCAUAGGUUUAUAUUAGAUCUAUGAUACCUUUCUGUCUCCCUGACGAGACUCCCAAUAGCAAGUGCCACCCUCUUGGAGGAGCUGGUACCUGAUCUUUCUACUCCCUUCACCAUCCCAGCUGACUUAUUAGGGCAACAAACCCAAGGGGUCCUGCUGAGGGUAUAACAGGACCAUGAAGCUGGGAGAAGGAAGUAGAUCAGAUGGGUAAGACCCAGGAUUUUCAGAAUAUCUGGUAGGACGUCCAGUCAAGCAUGGUAGGGGAGACCCACAUAUUGCUCCAUGUGACAACAGUGGGGCCUUCACUGUCUUAGAACCUUUGUUUCUUCAUGGACAUACUCUAAGAUCUGGUCCUGAUGUCCUUUGAUGCUUCUCUGACCCUGAUUUUCUUUGAACCUCAGCCUGUAUGAGCACUGGAAGUUCACUGGUCUUGUCUCCUGGAACUCUGCCCUUGUCAUUUGACCAAGAGAGUGUUAUGUCAAGAGAACUUGACCUAGAAAAACACAAAAAGUUUUGGAAAUGUGAAAGGAUAUAUACCUGUGUAUGGAGCAGGUGACUCGGGAGCCUGGGUGGGCUCAAGGGAAGUUGGUUGUAGACAAGCCUUGAGUGGGUGGGGCAGAGCUCAGGGGAGGGACAAGAACAGUCUCAAGCUGGGGAAGACCCAGCCUAGCAACCCUUGGCCCUUGCAGGUAUAAAAGAACACUCAUCCUCCUCCCCACACACAAGGACCCCUCUGGUGCCUCUGGUGUGUGUCUUUCCUGCUCCCAAUCACAGCUCUUACCCAGGCCUAGCUCCACAUCACUAAGGAGAAUCAGGAAGUGAAACUAGGUGAAAAUAGAAAGCUCCGAAGACCAGUGGUUCCCAGACCAGGGUGGGCAGAAUUUCUGGAGCCCACACAGCCCAGAAAUCACCUUUCUGCUGGAAGAAUUUUCUCUCUACUGGAUUUGGGGGCAAACUCUGCCUGAGACUCCAUAGUGAAAAACUGAGGACAAACAACUCUUCCAAGGCUGGAAAAUCCUAAGUGGAGAGGGUAUAAGGGAGGAGGUGGAGUGAUAGGGGACAGGGUAGGGAAAGAGGCCUGCUGGACACAACUAUCAGCAAAUGCUUUUAAGUCUAAGGAGGUGUGUGGAGUGGAACCUGCCUUUCCCUACCUGGAGAUACGGUUUAUAGGAGCACUUAGCCUGAGCCUCACACAUAGUAUGUCUACAAUAAACCCUGGUUGAACCCUGA